Molecule: messenger RNA, 1718 nt
Organism: Strongylocentrotus purpuratus (purple sea urchin)
Lineage: Eukaryota; Metazoa; Echinodermata; Echinoidea; Camarodonta; Strongylocentrotidae
Product: arylsulfatase B-like
Exons: 7
Coding region: 138-1718 (526 amino acids)
Source: RefSeq, a predicted model, not a curated record
UAGUGGUGAGUUGUCCUCAUGCGUAACUUGUGACUGUUUGAUUGCAGUGUAAAAGCAGCUUAUAGAUUUUCGCCUUCAUCUACAACCAAGCAUGCGAUACUAGCUUAAUAAGUUCAAUCAUUGCAAUAACCCCCAAAAUGGCUGUUCGACACCUCGGUGAGUUUGUCGUGAUUGUAUGCCUGACGUUGCUCACAUCUGGGUCCUCGUACGCGGAACAAUUACCCAAUGUCGUGUUCAUCCUCGCUGACGAUUACGGAUUUAACGACGUUGGCUACCAUGGUCGAUCGCACGGGUCUGCGAUACUGACGCCGAACCUGGACAUGCUCGCAGGCGAGGGUGUUAAGCUAGAGAACUACUACGUUCAACCGAUCUGCUCUCCAACGAGGAGCCAGCUCAUGUCAGGGAGAUACCAGAUCCACACGGGUCUCCAACACGGCGUGAUCAGACCUCCCCAGCCGAACUGUCUCCCGUUGGAUGAAGUCACGCUCCCCCAGAAACUCAAGGAGAAUGGCUACGCCACUAACAUGGUCGGUAAAUGGCAUAUUGGCUUUUACUUGGAUGCUUGCUUGCCAACUGAGAGGGGCUUCGAUUCUUACUUUGGAUACCUGAUAGGAGCUGAAGACUAUUACACGCACAUGCGCUCCUACAAUGUCGGUUCCAAGACCCUAUCAGGAUACGACCUACACGCCAACAAGACACCGGUCUUUCAGUACGAAGGACAGUAUUCCACCCAUCUCUUCACGAAUAAAACAAUUGAUGUCAUAGAGAGGCAUGACAAGACAAAGCCACUCUUCAUGUACCUGGCAUAUCAAGCUGUACACGUACCUUUGGAAGUACCUGACAGCUACAUGGACCCAUACAUGAACAUCACCGACAAAAAUAGACGUACCUUUGCCGGUAUGGUAGCUUGUAUGGAUGAAGGUGUAGGAAACAUCACAAGAGCUCUCAAGGACGCUGGUCUUUACGAUAAUACCAUCAUAAUAUUCUCAACGGAUAACGGGGGUCCAAUCCAAAGCGGUGCCAACAAUUGGCCACUCCGGGGAAGCAAAGGAUCCCUCUGGGAGGGAGGGAUCCAUGGAGUGGGGUUCGUACACAGCCCUCUUCUACCAACGUCAGUCAAAGGAACGGUCAAUCGUGAAUUGAUUCAUGUGAGCGACUGGCUACCGACUAUUGUAGCAGGCAUUGCAGGUGGAGCGUUGAAUGGAACUAAACCCUUAGACGGCUACAAUGUCUGGAGCUCUAUCAGUGGUACAGCCUCGUCCCCUCGAAAGGAAAUCUUGCACAAUAUCGACUCGCUUUACGUCGCUCCCGAGAUUCUACCGAAUUACUUUGAUGGCGAGGAUUUUCUGUGGCGAUUUUUGGAGCGAGUUUUGGAAGACAAAUUCGAUACGUCAAUAAGAGCUGCGCUACGCGUCGGAGACUGGAAAAUAAAGACAGGGCCAGACGCAUCGGCAUCCGAUGUGUGGCAGCCGCCAGCCGAGUCCGGACUCCACACGAUAUAUCCGAUAGAGAAACCGAACCAAAAGGUAUUGCUCUUCAACAUAACCGCCGAUCCCCUGGAGCGAACUGAUCUUUCAGGAAAGUAUCCGGAUGUUGUCGAUGAGCUUCUUCAGAGAUUAGAGGAGUAUUACAAAGGUUCGGUUCCUGUGCGGUAUCCGGAUCCGGAUUUGGAAGCGGAUCCAGCCUUGCAUGGCGGUUCAUGGGGGCCAUGGGAGUAA